Molecule: messenger RNA, 2472 nt
Organism: Colletotrichum graminicola M1.001
Lineage: Eukaryota; Fungi; Ascomycota; Sordariomycetes; Glomerellales; Glomerellaceae
Product: pre-mRNA-splicing factor SYF1
Exons: 3
Coding region: 1-2472 (823 amino acids)
Biological process (GO): generation of catalytic spliceosome for first transesterification step; mRNA splicing, via spliceosome
Cellular component (GO): post-mRNA release spliceosomal complex; Prp19 complex; U2-type catalytic step 2 spliceosome
Molecular function (GO): protein binding
Source: RefSeq, a predicted model, not a curated record
AUGCCUGCCUCUGUGCUUCUCCACGGCUCUCAGAGGCGUCCAGAUCUGCACCUGGUUGGCGACGAAGACUCUGUGUACGAGCAAGACAUCCUCCGCAACCCCGGAAGCAUCAAGCCAUGGCUCGCCUACAUACAUUUCAAGUCCCAGCAUGGGACCGUACACGAGCGCGCGUUUGUUCUUGAGCGUGCCUGUCUUCAGCUUCCACGAUCGUAUAAGCUUUGGAAGAUGUAUCUUACUUUUCGCGUUAACCACAUUUCAAAGCUGAACGCUGCUACUUUCUCGGCCGAAUAUCGAAAGGUCAACGCCUUGUUUGAGCGCGCGCUGAUUCUCCUGAACAAGAUGCCUCGGAUCUGGGAACUUUACCUCAAGUUCCUGCUCCAGCAACCGUUUGUUACGACCACACGACGAACUUUCGAUCGAGCCCUUCGUGCACUACCACUCACCCAGCACAACCGAAUCUGGGCCCUCUAUAAACCCUUCGUCAAUUCCGUUGCAGGAAUUAGCGCCGUCAAGGUUUGGCGCCGUUACAUGCAAGUCCAUCCCGAGGACGCCGAGGAUUUUAUAGAACUUCUCACGCAGGUGGGUUUCUUCACGGAGGCCAUCAAAAAGUAUAUGGACAUCCUCGACAAUCCGCGGUUUACGAGCAAGCAUGGAAAGGGGCAUUACGAGCUGUGGAGUGAGAUGGUUGACUUGAUGGUCGAACAUGCAGCCGAGAUUGAAACUGGCCACGAAACUGGCAUUGACGUCGACAAGAUAGUUAGGAGCGGUAUUGUCCGAUUUGCCGAUCAAAGAGGCAAGCUAUGGUGCGGACUGGCCACAUAUUGGAUACGGAGAGGCAGCUUCGAGCGCGCAAGAGACGUGUUUGAAGAAGCAAUCACAACGGUGAUGACGGUCAGAGACUUCACACUCGUUUUCGACUCAUACACCGAGUUCGAGGAGUCUAUUAUUGGAGCUCUCAUGGAGGUUGCUUCGGAUCGCGCUGACAAGGGUAUUACCGAUGAGGAGGCUGAUUUUGAACUCGACAUACGAAUGAUGCGCUUCGAGCAGCUCAUGGACAGAAGACCUUUCCUUCUCAAUGAUGUCGUCCUGCGCCAAAACCCAAAUAACGUAUCGGAAUGGGAAAAGAGGGUAGCCCUAUGGGGGGACAACAAGCUGGAAGUAGUUCAGACAUACACGGCUGCUCUCGCGACAAUACAGCCAAAGAAAGCCAUUGGGGCAUUCCACCAACUCUGGGCCAAUUACGCCAAAUUCUACGAGCGCGGGGGCGACCUACGAAAUGCCCGCAUCAUCAUGGAAAAAGCUGUUAAGGUGCCGUUCAAAUCGGUCGCGGAACUGGCCGACAUGUGGAUUGAAUGGGCCGAGAUGGAGCUGAGGAACGAAAACUUCGACGAUGCUGUUCGGAUCAUGGCCAAGGCGGUCCAGGCACCCAAGAGAUCAGCAGUUGACUAUUUCGACGAGACGUUAUCACCGCAGCAGCGCGUACACAAGAGUUGGAAGCUCUGGAGCUUUUAUGUGGACCUUGUCGAGAGUGUCAGCUCCCUGGAGGACACACGGAAGGUUUACGAACGCAUUUUCGAGCUGCGGAUCGCGACGCCGCAAACGGUGGUCAACUACGCUAAUCUGUUGGAAGAGCACCAGUAUUACGAGGAGUCGUUCAAAAUCUACGAACGUGGUCUCGAUCUCUUCAGCUAUCCUGUCGCCUUUGAGCUAUGGAACCUCUACCUGACAAAGGCUGUUGAUCGCAAGAUCGGCAUCGAGCGCUUGCGCGACCUUUUUGAGCAGGCCAUUGAGGACUGUCCACCCAAAUUCGCCAAAGUCAUAUAUCUCAUGUACGGCAACCUGGAGGAGGAGCGUGGCCUAGCAAGACACGCGAUGCGAAUCUACGAACGUGCGACAAGAGCGGUGGCGGACGAGGACCGGGCAGAUAUGUUCAACUUCUACAUCACCAAGUCGGCAUCCAAUUUUGGGCUGCCAUCAACGAGGCCCAUCUACGAAAAGGCCAUCUCCACUUUGCCCGACAACGAGGCACGAGACAUGUGCCUAAAGUUUGCCGACAUGGAGAAGCGUCUUGGCGAGAUCGACCGGGCACGGGCAAUUUACGGUCACGCAUCACAGUUCUGCGACCCACGCACCAGCCCAGAAUUUUGGGCAAAGUGGGAGUCGUUCGAGGUGCAGCACGGCAACGAGGACACUUUCAAGGAAAUGCUGCGGAUCAAGCGAAGCGUGCAGGCGCAGUACAACACCGACGUCAACUUCAUCGCGUCGCAGGCCCUCGCCCGUAGCCAGCGACGGCCGGAAGAUUCGGGCGACCCGGAGGUGGCUGAUGCCAUGGCAGCACUCGAGCGACAGGCAAAGGCCCCCAUAGGAUUCGUGGCUGCCAGCGAUGCCGCCAAAACGACUAGCACAACUGAGACACUACCAGCUGCAGCAACAAAUCCAGACGCUAUCGACAUCGAUGACCUUGACGAAUAA